CAGGCGCGGAGCGGGUGACGUCACUGCGCGCCAGAACUUGCGCCGGGAGGCGUCGCGCGGUGACUGCGUCACCAUGGAGCCGAGGGCAGGUGUCUCCAAACAGGACAUUCGUGAACAAAUUUGGGGCUACAUGGAAUCACAAAAUUUAGCUGACUUUCCCCGACCUGUUCAUCACAGGAUACCCAACUUUAAGGGGUCUUAUCUGGCUUGCCAAAACAUCAAAGACCUAGACGUUUUUGCCAGAACGCAGGAAGUUAAAGUGGACCCUGAUAAACCACUGGAAGGCGUUCGGCUGCUGGUGCUGCAGAGCAAAAAAACAUUGUUGGUUCCAACACCACGACUGAGAACGGGAUUGUUUAAUAAGAUCACACCACCCCCUGGGGCAACUAAAGACAUCUUGAGAAAAUGUGCCACCUCUCAGGGUGUGAGGAACUACAGUGUCCCCAUAGGCUUGGACUCCAGAGUCCUUGUGGAUUUAGUUGUGGUGGGAUCCGUCGCCGUUUCUGAAAAAGGCUGGAGAAUCGGGAAGGGAGAAGGCUACGCCGAUCUGGAAUAUGCCAUGAUGGUAUCCAUGGGCGCCGUCAGCAAGGAGACGCCGGUGGUCACCAUUGUCCACGACUGCCAGGUCGUGGACAUCCCUGAAGAGCUUGUUGAGGAGCAUGACAUCACCGUGGACUACAUCCUCACCCCAACCAGAGUCAUCGCCACAGGCUGCAAGCGCCCAAAGCCAAUGGGAAUCACCUGGUUCAAGAUCAGCCUGGAGAUGAUGGAGAAAAUCCCCAUAUUGAGGAGCCUCCGCGCCCGAGAGCAGCAGGCUGGGAAGGAUGUCACCCUCCAGGGUGAGCACCAGCACCUUCCGGAACCAGGCCGCCAGCAGACAGUGCCCCUGAGUGUUGGCAGGAGGCCCCCGGACACACCCGGACCAGAAAGCAAUUCCAUGGAGGCAGCCCCUGGCUCCCCACCAGGGGAGGGUGCCCCGCUUGCAGCCGAUGUUUACGUUGGGAACCUCCCCCGGGACGCCCGUGUGAGUGACCUGAAGAGAGCCCUGCGGGAACUCGGCUCCGUGCCCCUGCGGCUCACCUGGCAGGGCCCGCGGCGCAGAGCCUUCCUCCAUUACCCGGACUCUGCCGCAGCCCAGCAGGCCGUCUCCUGCUUGCAGGGCCUGCGCCUGGGCACCGACACCCUGAGGGUGGCGCUGGCCAGGCAGCAGAGGGACAAGUGACCUCGUGGACAGCCAUGGAGCUCACUGCAGAUUUGCCAUCCCUGUCCCCUGCCACUCCGGUUCCGGUGGCACUCGAGAGGCCUGCGUGGCAAGAUGUGUCGGAGCCACCGCCUGAGCUGCUCGGGUCUCAAUUCUCAGAAGUCACCGCUCAGUGAACGCCCAGGCCCUCCUGUGAGUGGGGAAGCCCCCCUGCGGUUCAUCUCACAGCACGCAGAGACUGCAGCCUCCCAGUCGUGCAGGCUCAGGCCUUGAGCCAGUUUCUGUUUCUGUGGAGGGACAGAGCAGAGGGGCCGGGGACUGAGUGAGUGGCUAAGCAGGGGAGGGUGGUGUGAAGGUGAUCUCGAGUUUGCCAGGGGUGGGCUGAACAGGAGAAGAUGAACAAAGGAUCCGGCUCUCAAGAGGCCCUGGCAGGGACUGGAUGCCGGGUACAGAAGCGCGCCCUUGGGCUUCAGGCUCCUGAGCUGGCAGCACGGCAGGGAGAGCUCCAUCCAUGUCGCAGGAGCCCAGGGAGCUCAGCCCCUGGGUAAAAAGUGCUCACUGCAGCUCAGAUCAGUCCUCAGGUCACAUUUCGGGGAGCCAGCCUCCCCUCUUCCCCUCCCCAGCCCCGCUCCUCCGUCUGUGGACACACACUCCGGGCCCUCAGCCAGCUGGCUGCAUGAGGAGCAGCUUUGUGCUGUGGGAGAGACCGGCUCUGGGAGAAUGGGUUUCACCCCAGCCUACGUCACAUUUGCCCAGUGCCUUAUGUUUUCUGGGUUUUUUUCCUCCAGUUCUGUUUCUAAAAACCAGCCGGAGUUUGGCUGAACUGUCCUUUCUCAACAGAAGUGCUUUUGCAAUUGAUCCCGGGCAACAAGUCAAAAUAAGCUUUUAAGUGGAGAUUUUGUUUUUUUCAAAUGUAUAUGCUUUGGAAAUUUUGAUUUUUUAGCCAGAGGGUUUUACCAAGUGUUGUUUGAAGCACAUUGUGAUGCCUUGAGAGGGCGGCCCGUGCACGCGCUUUCAAGAAAAUGUUCUCGGGACACUCGGUCUUCUCUUUGAAAGGACAUUUUCUCAUUGGUUUUGCCGUGAAAAUCCUGUGGAGACUUCGCAAAGAAAACGCAGCCUUACAUUUGCUCAUUAAGGACAGAUUUCCUUCCCAAGUCGCCAUGAAUAAAAUGAGAGAGUAGAAACGUCUGGAAGCGCCACACCUGGCGCUGGGCCCUCGGCCCUCUGUGUCCUUGGCCUUGCCCCCGCCCGCACGGCUGGUCACGUUUGUCAUUGGGCAUUCAGCUCAGCGUCAGAGGCUGACUCGGUCCCCACUUCAGAGUAGUCACCUGGUUACACUGAACUCCUCACCUUUUCUCUCUUUUUUUAAAGAAUACUUCUUUUUCUGAAAGAUUCUUAUUUUUUUUUUUGUUUACCUUUUUCCUGUGGAUUUGCUGCCAUUAGAAUAGCAACUCCAGGAGAAGAGCAAGUGAGUCAGCCCCCCUUCUCCACUCCCUGCCCCACCGGCAGUGGGCACAGCCCUGCAGACAGGAGCAAGGACUUCGGGGAAUAGACUCACUGGAGCCGGGAGAGGGAGAAGCUGGAUUCUGACCCCACCACUGGCACUCCUGUGUCCAGCCAUGCCUGACGCCCACCCCACCCUCAGAUGGCGGGAUUAAACCGGGCAGUACAGGCACUCAGGGAAGCCAGACUGCUGGGAUUUCCUGUCACUUUAGCCAGAAUAAUCCAGGUAUAUGGAUAUACAGAUAAUCUGAAAGAGUUUCUCAUUUUUAUAUUUGUGGAACAUCGUGUAAGAAAUACUGAAGAGCAAGUGCCUGAAAUAAAAUCCCCACAUGUAUCAGCCUGCA
Gorilla gorilla gorilla (western lowland gorilla) is the source of this 3048-nucleotide messenger RNA. It is a transcript of the gene MTHFSD, whose product is annotated as methenyltetrahydrofolate synthetase domain containing. Gene Ontology annotation, molecular function: RNA binding. Gene Ontology annotation, cellular component: cytoplasm. The transcript is spliced from 8 exons. The coding region runs from base 74 to 1222 and encodes 382 amino acids. The record is from RefSeq and is a predicted model, not a curated record. NCBI's taxonomy places the organism in Eukaryota, Metazoa, Chordata, Mammalia, Primates, Hominidae.